Messenger RNA from Vitrella brassicaformis, 2247 nucleotides. The record is from the annotation of a GenBank genome assembly. NCBI's taxonomy places the organism in Eukaryota, Vitrellaceae.
GGCGUUUCCGUGAUGUUUGCGAAGAAGCGCAAGGCGGAGGAGCCGCCCGAGUCGCCUGCGGACGACAGCGAUGAGUUUGAGCCGCUCCCGUUCAUCGGGAGGGCAUCAGUCGACGCGCUGUUGAAGGAGGCCGACGAGGCACUCGCCGCCAUCGAGCAGUCAGCCAAACAGAUGCGCAAGAAGCUGCGGCAGCAAGCCAAGACGAUCAAGGACCUGAUCACGAGCAGCGGAGGACAGCCGAGUGUGACGGGCCCGUUGAGUGAGGAGAUUGAGGUCAAUGUGGGCGGGACGGUGCUGUGUGUGCCUCGCAAGCCGCUGCUGCUGCCCGGCGUGAGUGAGAGCAUCAUCGCCUACCUGCUGCUGUACCACCUGGAUGGGCUGCCCAAGGACACAGAGGGCCGCCCAUUCCUGGAUGCCGACCCAAUCUACUUUGACUGGUGAGCCAAGCAACACGCACACAGACAGGGAGGGCUUGCAAACUCACAAACAAUGCUGCCUGGCGUAUCUGUUGACGUCAGGCUGUUUGACGAGAUCGCCGGUGUCGGUGCUGCUGAUGCGGAGGCCGAGAGCCACGAGAUCAAGCUGACGGGUGACCACAGCACCGACGUGUCGUCCCUCUUUUGGCACGAGCUCCUCUUCAACACCAAGACCGGCCUGGACAUCGACAUGCCCAUAGACGCAGCGCCGCAAGACGACGAUGACGAAAUGCAACUGGACGACCAACAGCAGCAGUCCAGCCAGCAGCAGAGGGAGGCGGCAGGAGAGCAAGAUGAGGAUGAGGCUGCCGACCACAUGGCGGGACUCGACACCGGCAUCGCACGGACGGAGGCGUCACUGCGGUGCCUCGAUGCGUCAGUGGGGCGGCUGGGCGAGGUGCAGCGGGGCCUGCUCAACUUCCACAAGCUUGUCAAGCCGCUGCUAGCGAUGGGGGCGACUGACGAGGGAGGGGAGGGCGAUCAGAUAAGGAGCGUGCGCGUCCUGGGCAAGACCAUAUCGACCACCGAGGCCACACUGGCGCGUGUCGGCCGCGACAAACGGCUCUACACGACGUUCCACAGGUGGGUCACACAACACCAAACAGAUGGGCGGGAGAGGCACAAUCCUCAUGCCUGUGUCCUUCUGUUGUGUCUGCAGCGAUUCGAGUGUGUCGUGCAUCCGCCCCAACCAUCUCAUGAAGGUCAUCGACUUCUCCCGCAGACAGCGCAUCGCACCGCCCGGCACUUUGGUGAGCCCGCCUACAUCGAGCGACGACAGGCAGAUGCAGGCCGACACUGAGAUGUAUGGGCUGAAGUACGAGCCCUUCUUCAGCGGCGUGGCUGGGGGCGACUUGGUCAUCGAGACGGACGACGAGAUGGCGGAGCUGCUCAACAUGACGGGCAAGACCUCACCAAUGCCGUUACUCGUAUACAAUUCAGCGAGCCACACACACACAGACAGCAGCGAGGGGGCCCUGAAAGAUCUGCCUUCGGGUGUGUCUGUUCUGUGUGUGUUGUGUGUCGUCCCUCAGGGGUAGUCGCGACAUGUAUGCCUUCCCCAAGAUGCUCGAGUGCGUGGCCGGCAAGAGCGGCCUCCUCUUCGCCCUCCAAGACGGCCAUACACACCGAUUCGGCUGCUUCAUCGAUGGCCCCAUACAGACCAACGGCCCCUACGACGUGCCCGUCUUCUUCUUUUCGCUGUCGGGUGCGUACGAGACGCCGACCAAGAUCGAGAUACCGGAGAGGGACCAGUGGGUGGAGGUGGCCGGCACACAUGGGGUGGUGGAGGACUACGAUGGCGAGUCGCGUGCCGAUAUGUGCAUCGGCUAUGGUCGGCUUUGGCUUGGCUUUGCUCGGCGGCCUGGUCCGGCGGCCGACCUCAGCCGCUGCCAUCAGUGGAUCGGCAGGGAUGAGCUGUCGGAGGGAUACGCGGGGGAGAGGUAUGACGGCGAUGGCACGUUGGCGCAGUCCGGGGACUUCGCGUGCGAUGAGAUGGAAAUCUGGCAGGUGAGUGCACACCCACUCAUCUGUGUGGAUGUGUCGAUCCGCGUGUCUGUGGCUGGCUGGAUGUGCAGAUUUCCAUCGGCUGAUGUUGUCUAACGUCGACGACACCAUGCGAGCGGGCAGCAGGUAUGUUGCAAAACAGCGAGGCGCUUGAUAAUGAAAACGAUGCGUUUCGCUCUUGUCUCUGUCUGUGUUGCUGUGGUGCAGGUGGUGGAUGUGUUGACGGAUUGCAGAGAGCAGAGGCUGAACCGCUCUCUCACAGAUGCCA